Messenger RNA from Lepus europaeus (European hare), 993 nucleotides. Its product is annotated as rhox homeobox family member 2B-like. The transcript has 4 exons. NCBI's taxonomy places the organism in Eukaryota, Metazoa, Chordata, Mammalia, Lagomorpha, Leporidae. Gene Ontology annotation, molecular function: DNA binding; DNA-binding transcription factor activity, RNA polymerase II-specific. Gene Ontology annotation, biological process: regulation of DNA-templated transcription. Bases 1 to 993 code for a protein of 330 amino acids. The record is from RefSeq and is a predicted model, not a curated record.
AUGGAGACCCCGGCCCGGCGCAGCAGGCGCUCUGUCACCUCCUUGCCAGGCCUGGGAUUCGAUGAGGAUCAGGAAGGACUGCGUGGUCAGCGCCUGGACGGUGUGAGGCCUACAGCCAUCUCGCUCCCUGUAGAGGAAGGAGACAAGAAGGAGUGUUUGCUGUACAAGCGGAAGCAGGGAGCAGAUGUAGGAGAGGAAGGAGAAAAAGAAGAAAUUCGAGGAGGAGGCGGGGAAGGAGGCGGAGAAGGAGGCGGAGAAGGAAGCCAGGAUGGCGCAAGCGUUCUGGGUCCCGCGGAUGAAGAACAAGGCCUGGUUGGUGACAGUGUUCCUGGCCUUGUGGCCUCUAACAACCAUGAGGGCGGAAGCACCGGAGUCGUUGGCCAGGAGCUUGGGAGGCAACAGGAGGAGCUGAUCGAAGGGAGAGCCAACAGACGCCAAGCUGGGAGCAGGCAGGGGCAGCAGGCCAGGAGUUCCACAUUCACCUCAUUACAGCUCCAGGAGUUGGAAACAAUUUUCCAGCGUCAUCAAUACCUCAACGGGUUAGCACGAUAUGAGCUCGCAAGACGCAUGGAUGUAACUGAAGCCAAAGUGCAGGUUUGGUUUAAGAACAGGAGAGCCAGGUGGAGGAGACACCAGAGAACUUUAAGGGCCAGAAAUACACCCCCUAUUGUCCAGCGCUACCCUGUCACCGUAAUCUGGGGUGGAACCUAUUAUGCCAUGUUUGCUUGGGACCCAAAUUUGGUGCCAUUCCUUCCGGGGGCACUGCCAUUCUUGCUGCCCCUGCCACCUAUACGACCCCUGUUGCUGUGGCCACCCAUGCCCACGCCCGUGCACUUGCUGAUGCCCAUCCCGUGGCCUAUGCAGCCGCCCAUGCCACCGCCAUAUCCUCCCCUAUUCUUGCCUCCUCUGCCCUUCUAUUUCACGCCCCUGUCUCCCUAUGGCCCGGCCCCCUGUGGCCUGAUCUGGAUCCUUAUUGUGAGCCAUUCUUUUUGA